Molecule: messenger RNA, 2794 nt
Organism: Ruditapes philippinarum (Manila clam)
Lineage: Eukaryota; Metazoa; Mollusca; Bivalvia; Venerida; Veneridae
Exons: 2
Coding region: 1-669 (222 amino acids)
Biological process (GO): DNA catabolic process
Cellular component (GO): cytoplasm
Molecular function (GO): 3'-5'-DNA exonuclease activity; nucleic acid binding
Source: RefSeq, a predicted model, not a curated record
AUGACACAUUCUUUAAUUAAUGCAGUGUCUCUAAGAACAGCCUUGGAACAAUUUUUACUUUGGUUAGAAAAAAGAAAUCCAUGUGUAUUGAUAGGUCAUAAUUUUAGAAUUUUUGACUUCCCAAGGCUAGUAAGGUCAUUUGAACUAUGUAAUUUAUUAACCUCUUUUCAAAACUGUGUAAUAGGUUUUGUGGAUACUCUGCCUUUGUGUAAAGAACAAUUUCCAGGUUUAGAUAAAUAUAGUCAAGAAUAUCUUGUAAAGAAUUUAAUGAAUGCUCAAUAUUCUGCUCAUAAUGCCCUUGAAGAUGUGUGUAGUUUACAGAAACUUAUCAUAUAUACUGAAAUACCCUUUGACCAGAUGUGUUGUCAUAGUAUAACAAUGGAUGCAGCAAUAGACACAUACAUAUUUGAAAAGAAAGCUGAUGUAAACUUGGUAUCUCUAAGUAAUAUGCAACAGGAAAAAAUUGUAAGUAAACAAAUGGCAAUGAAAAUAGCCAAAAGUGGUUUGUCGUUAGCACAUCUGAGACUGGCAGUAAAUCGUGGAGGUCGCGAUGGUUUAUACAAAUUAUUUACGGAGAAAGUAAAUGGAAAAGUGAGGGUUACCUCUGCCAAGAGAAUAAUAGACAGUGUGUUCAGUUAUGUAUGUCCGACUUCUGAUUUGAACUUAUAAACAUCUCAAAUCUAUGUGUACAUUGAUAUGUGUAACUCCUGAAUGCAAAAUAUACAUGUGGUUACAAUAAAAUAAACAGUUGAACAAAGUUAGUAUCAACAUAACUGCAAUUGUCUAGAAAUAUGUACUAAACUAAACAUGAUUAUUUCAAGCAGUGUUCUUGAAAAAUUUCUUUUUUUUAAUUUGCUACUUUUUGUAUAAUUAGUGGAAUGAUUACUAUGGAAACUAGAAAAAUGCAUGUCUGUUACUAAAGAGUUUAAUAGUAUUUUAUUUUGAAUAAUGCAUUUAAAGAAUAACCAUAAGAACAUAGUAACUAUAUGAAUUUAUGAAAGCAAUAUUUUGUUCAAGUAUUUUCAUUUUUUGUGGAAUACUUACUUUUGAAAUGAUUUUAUUGUCGAGAUACUUUGAAAAGAAAUAAAUAUGGUAGACUUGUUUAAAAAAUAAUGUUCAGAUUCACUUCAUAUAACAUCAAAAGAAAAGGUCAUUUGUAAUAAGUUUGUAUAAUUAUAUAUAACAAUGCAUUUGGUACAAUUUAUUGUUUUUAAGAAAGCAUGCUUAUUUUGACAUAAUUGGUAUUUGCCGUUACCAUGGAAACUGCCAAUUUAUAAAAAAUCUAACACGUCAACAUAUAUUUUUCUUUUUAUUUUUGAAUUCACCAUUGAAUUUCACAUAAUAUAUUAAAAAAAUAGAAAAUUUCAUGAAAGAAAUUUCUUGAUAUCUUUAUUUAUUUACAGGAUUCAUGUUCAGUUUUCUAAUUUUUUUUGUUUAGUGAAGAAAUAUGAAAAACUUAUUUUGUAGAGAAAUAGAUAUGUUCUGAAUCAAUACAGCAUCAAAAUAUAAAGAUAUUUAUGUAUGAAGUCCUGUUUGUUGUUGAUAUUAUGUUGCCAUGUACUUUUUUAUUGAUUUUAUAAGGAAAAUGUGGCAAUUUUGAAAUUUUGGAGAUAUUGGGUUACCAUGGAAACUGCCAUUUGGCCGAAAAACCAACUCGCCGACAUAUAUUUUUUUUUUCAUUUUUGAAUUCACCAUUAAAUUUUACAUAACAUAUUAAAGAUAUAGAAAAUUCUAUGAAAGGAUUUUUUUUAUAUCUUUAUUUUUUUACAGAAUUCAUAGUGAUUUUUCAAAUUUUUUGUCAAGUUGAGAAAUAUGAAAAACUUAUUUUGUAGAGAAAUAGAUAUGUUCUGAAUCAAUACAGCAUCAAAAUAUAAAGAUAUUUAUGUAUGAAGUCCUGUUUGUUGUUGAUAUUUUGUUGCCAUGUACUUUUUUAUUGAUUUAUAAGGAAAAUGUGGCAAUUUUGAAAUUUUGGAGAUAUUGGGUUACCAUGGAAACUGCCAUUUGGCCGAAAAACCAACUCGCCGACAUAUAUUUUUUUUUUCAUUUUUGAAUUCACCAUUGAAUUUUACAUAACAUAUGAAAGAUAUAGAAAAUUCUAUGAAAGGGUUUUUUUUAUAUCUUUAUUUUUUUACAGAAUUCACAGUGAUUUUUCUAAUUUUUUGUCAAGUUGAGAAAUAUGAAAAACUUAUUUUGUAGAGAAAUAGAUAUGUUCUGAAUCAAUACAGCAUCAAAAUAUAAAGAUAUUUAUGUAUGAAGUCCUGUUUGUUGUUGAUAUUUUGUUGCCAUGUACUUUUUUAUUGAUUUAUAAGGAAAAUGUGGCAAUUUUGAAAUUUUGGAGAUAUUGGGUUACCAUGGAAACUGCCAUUUGGCCGAAAAACCAACUCGCCGACAUAUAUUUUUUUUUUCAUUUUUGAAUUCACCAUUGAAUUUUACAUAACAUAUGAAAGAUAUAGAAAAUUCUAUGAAAGGGUUUUUUUUAUAUCUUUAUUUUUUUACAGAAUUCAUAGUGAUUUUUCUAAUUUUUUGUCAAGUUGAGAAAUAUGAAAAAGUCAUUUUGUAAAGAAAUAUGUUCAAGUCAUUGUUUACUUCAUAUAGAAUUAAAUGAUAAAGUUAUAUAUGUACAAAAUAAUGUUUGUUGUGUAUAUUUAGCUGUCUGAAACAUUUUUUUUAAUUUUAUAGAAAAUAUGGCCAUUUUAACCAUUUUGAGAUAUACCGUUACCAUGGAAACUGCCAUUUUGCAAAAAAACCAACACGCCAACAUAUAUUUUUUUUUUUCAUAUUUGAAUUCAUCAUU